CUGCGCGUUUAGGGGAAGGCGCGGAUCAAAUGACGACUUCUCUUCUUAGACUGCGGUCCCGCCAAUUGCUGUGAAGAAUGGCCCUGAACGACAGCCAUCGGCGAUUCCUUCAAGUACUGAUGUCCCAUGGGAUAAUGGAAGGCUCCGCUGUCAGGACUUUACAUAAACAUUGCUGUGAGGUACAGAAAGCUCACUACAUGCAUGACAAGCUGGACGAUUUUGUGGGCGUUAUCAACAAACGUUUGCAGCCUCUGUUCAUGCAGAUUAGGAAGGGAACGGAUGAAAAUGAUGGGAGAGGAUACUACUCUCUGGUUAACAUUGCGGAAAAUGAAGUUACAAAGAUGGCAGUGGACCACACAGAGAAUGAACUGGAGUUAUUUAGAAAGACGAUGGAUCUGAUAAUAGACUCGGACAAUGGGUUUGCGUCUUCGACAAACAUUUUAAACCUUGCCGACCAACUGCAAACCAAGAAAAUGAAGAAAAAGGAUGUUGAACAACUACUUCAGAGUUUUGUACAAGAAAAGUGGCUGAUUGAGAAAGAUGGAGAGUACAGCCUUCACACUCGCUGCAUAAUGGAAAUGGAACAUUAUAUACAGAGCACGUACCAGGACAUAGUCAAAACCUGCAAUAUCUGCCGCAAUGUCACUAUUCAGGGCCAGGUCUGUGAUAACUGUGGCAUCAAGAUUCAUUUGACUUGCCUGGGAAAGUUUUUCAAAGGACAAAAUGAGCCACAUUGUCCCCAGUGUGGUGAAGCAUGGUCGCAGGAAAUUCCCAGUUUGUCACAGACCAAUUCCCAAACUCCUUCCACAUCCCAGAGCAAUACCAGAACAGGACAGAGGAGAGGAAUCAGCGUAGCAGCUACUAGAUCAAGACGAUCAUAAAACGGCACAACCUUAUAUUUUUUUGUAAUAUUUUGUACAAAAAUGUUCAUAAUUAGCUUCUAAUUUUUUUAGCUUUGAAAUCUUUUGUAUUGUAAAGUUACAAAAAAAACUUAUUUUAUAUGUCUGUAAUGUUGCAUAGUAAAGUAAUAGAUAAAAUGAAGCCAAGCGGUGAGCAGGUGUAAUUGCACCCAAGCCGUCCCAUUCAAUUUAUUGGGACAGCUCGUUCCUAUACACUUCUAUAGGAGCUAUCCAUCCCAUUGGGUGUAAUAGAUCAAUGGGAGUCCUACCGCUGUAUCUCCCACCAAUUACAUGAAUAAAGACACCAUACCCCAUUGAGCCCCCGAAAUGAAUGGAGCGGCCAGUCGGGCAGGUGAACUUCUGCUCCCUGCCCGACCCUCCUCUCCAUUCAUUUGGGGGGUCUCAAUGGUAGGAACCCUAUUGAUCUAAUAGUUAUCCUCUAUUCUAUGGAUAGGGGAUAACUUCACACAACAGGAAUACCCCUUUAACUGUUUCAUGUAACGCUCUCUACACUGAGCGGUGAGGUUUCAUAUCCUUUUUAUUACAUAGACAGUAACUCGAGGCCAGGCUUAGAUGGGGCAGGUUAUGUGGUAUGACAAAAUACAGUGCAAAACCACAACUGCAUGUAGUAGUUUUCUGCUGUAGAGUUAGGCUAGGGCCCCGGGUAUUCGAACAGCCCUUUUCAUGAAAAAGGUGAGUGCAAUUUACUUGCAUUGCCACCUAGUGGUGAUAAUCUGUGUUGCAAUUGUUUUUCACUUUGUCUUUCCUUGGCUGGGUUUGCACAGGUUUUUUCACUCAGACUUCAACACCAGGAAUGGAUUAAAGAAAAAACAGUUUUUCCUUUAUACUGGUCCUCUGUUUAUGAUCCGUUCCUGGCUUUGAAGUAAAAGAAAAAACUGCAUCAACUUGAAUAGAACUACAGCCUUUAAGGGGGUUGUCCAACCAAAGUGAAUGACGGGCAGGGAUGUGUAAGUAAAAAUCUGUCACUUUUCGAAUGUCUUCCCAUUCCAGCACCUUGGCUCCUAGCUCCUGCUGGACCGGAUCUGAUGAUAUUUCAUUCCCACUCACAUGGCCAUUGCAACCAAAUCACUGACCUCAUUGGUCCUAUGUGCAAGAGAGGCACUGAGCCUCUGCGGUCACAUGCCAUUCUUACACAGUGAUUGACUGCAGCAGUCACAUGAAAGGGGAAGGCAGGACUGUCAAAAGGUGAGUGACAGUUCUUUCUUACACAACCCCUGCCUGUAAUAAAUUUUUCAUUUUGGUCAGACAGCUACACCAG
Molecule: messenger RNA, 2178 nt
Organism: Bufo gargarizans (Asiatic toad)
Lineage: Eukaryota; Metazoa; Chordata; Amphibia; Anura; Bufonidae
Gene: NSMCE1
Product: NSE1 homolog, SMC5-SMC6 complex component
Exons: 8
Coding region: 78-881 (267 amino acids)
Biological process (GO): double-strand break repair via homologous recombination; DNA damage tolerance
Cellular component (GO): nucleus; Smc5-Smc6 complex
Molecular function (GO): ubiquitin-protein transferase activity
Source: RefSeq, a predicted model, not a curated record